AUGUUCUUUUGUUUGAGGACUACUAGUUCUAACGUGGCUACUGAAUUCGAAUUAACGUAUCUGGUUAAAGUUGGCUCAAAUAAAUUAUCAUCAUUAUUGGGUGAACAUGAUCAUGUUCAUCAGACAUCAGAUCAAACAACUCCUAAUCAUCAAUUAGUAAACGACUGUAUCAACUAUGCUAUUGAUUUAAUUCGUAGUAUUUUAAGCUUAGCUAAACAACGUGUUAACUGGGCCAUUGAACAGUCAACUUGGGCUUGGUGUUCUACUAAAGAAUUAUUGUCACAUGGUGAUGAUGACGAUAAUCUAGAAGCUCAUCGACCGCAUAUACAUCUACCGAAUAUCAAAAAUCGUCUACAAGUAUUACAACGUUUAAGACGUUUGAAGCAUUGGUAUGCAAGUUUAAGGGAGUAUCUAAUUUCGAUUGUAGGUGAUCAAUUGCAUAGACCUGAAUCUGCAUUAGAUUUAGCUGAACAAUUUAUUGAUCGAGAUCAAAUUAUGCGUUGGUGUUAUCUACUUGAAGUACAAGAUGAACAAUAUAAUUUAAACGUUUUAGAUGGUUGUACCGAUAAAGAUGACGAUGAUAACGGCUUAUCAUCAAUUGAAAUAGAUCAACGUAAUCGCUUUCACCAUCAUCGUUUAGCGUCAGUUAUUAGACGUAUUCCAUCUGAAUGGAAACUUCCAGACUAUGCACUUCAAUGGUUCCUUUCUCAUGAUGAACGUUCACGAGUUCAAUCUCUCCUUGCACUAUUACAUCGUUCAAAUAAUUCACUGAAUAAAACAAUGAAUGCCACAAAUAUUCUACAUGAUACCAAUUUGCAUACUGCUACCACAACAAAAGCUGCUACUCAUACAAAUAUAAGUAGUAUGCAACAAGUCAGUGAUAAUAAUUAUCAAUAUCACCAUAAGCCGCAUAGUUUCAUAAAUAGCUCUCAUAUUUUAGAUAAAUCUCAAUCAAUUUUAGAUGCAAACAUCAGUAAUCAUAAUGUACCGUUAAUGAAAGUGACAAAUGUCAAUAAAUCUAUUCAUGAUAAACUACUGGAUGAUAACAAUAACGAUCCAGUGGAGAAAUUCCUUCAUCGUAAAGAUGUACAAAAUUAUGCAUGGCCUCAUUUAUUAUCUACUGGACAAUAUGAAAAGACUUCAACUAUUUUAUAUGAAGAAGCGUGCAAAGAAUUUCAAUAUUUAGGACGUCGUAAAACUUUAUUCAGUUUAGCUAAAUUGACUUACUUAACAACAAUAAAUCAUUCUGAUUCAUUGAUGAUAGAUCGAUCAUCAUCGGAAUCAAUAUUUAAUAUUAUGCACAAAGGACUAGCUGGUGCUCAAUGUGUAGAAGAGGAGAAAGAAGCAACAAGAGAUCGACAGGAUUCAUUUUUAUUGAAAGUUAAUGCUUAUCUAGAUUGGAUCUCAUUACAGGAAUUAAUUGAUUUGAAUCAUGUUAAAUCAGACUCGAUUUUCGACAAUAACAACAAGAUUAAUAAUAAAACAUCUGAUGAUUCCAAUAUACGAUAUAAACCUGUAUUGUCAAUACCGGUACUAGUUCGUUUAUCUGUAAAUUGUGCAGUAUCACUGAAUGAAUCAGUUAAAAUUGAUCGUCAUCAUAAUGAUGACGAUAAUGAACCGAUGUCAAAUGAUGAUACGCAUUAUCUAUCCGAAAUGAUUAUGCAUUUUCGACGUGCUUUCACAUUAAUUGAUAUUUUACAAAAUAUAUUAGAUUUAAGACCAAAUAAUAUUGGCUAUGAUGAUGAUGACGAUUGUCAGAAUCCAAUGAUUGUACGAGAUGAGCUGUUAUUACAUAUUUGGUGCCAAGCAAUUCGAAUGGAUGAGUAA
Messenger RNA from Schistosoma haematobium, 1827 nucleotides. RefSeq lists its product as uncharacterized. The record is from RefSeq and is a predicted model, not a curated record. NCBI's taxonomy places the organism in Eukaryota, Metazoa, Platyhelminthes, Trematoda, Strigeidida, Schistosomatidae. The transcript is spliced from 6 exons. Bases 1 to 1827 code for a protein of 608 amino acids.